AUGUCUUUCGUCAACAGCCUCCCCAGUACUGGAGAAGUCUACGAUGUUGUCGUGGUCGGCAGUGGCUUUGCGGGCUCUACCACAACCCUUCGCUUCCUCGAGGAGUGUGAGAGACUCGGGAAGUCUGGCAAGAUCGCGUUGAUCGAGGCCGGCAAGGAAGGAGAACGAUGUGGUGCCAGCAGAUGGACACAAGCAGUCCUUCGACUCACGGACGAUAAUGUCUUUGACCCAAAUUGGAAACACGUUAUGAAGGCAAGUAUCGAUCUCUAUCCUUUGGUUCCCAAGGUGGGGUUUACGGGACUUAUUUUCCUGCACAGCGGCGGGCUUGCAGACCAAGCAUACUGCGAGAAAUUGGAGAAGGAGGCGCCGAUCUCGGUCGACUACCUCAAGGAGCGCGGCGUCAAACUGCACCAUCACUACGAAGAGAAUCUCUUGGUCCAGUUUAGCACCCGCCAGCACUUCUGCUAUCCCGUUGGCGGUGGACAUGCAAUCAUCAACACCCUCUUCGAUCACAUUCGAAAGUACCCCAAUGUCAAGGUCUUGUGGGAGACGACGGCCGAACACCUCCUGCAAACCGAGCAAGGCGAGGUUUGUGGAGUGCGAGUCCGACAGGCUGAUGGAAAGCUAUCCAAGGUCUUCGGGAAGAAGGUCAUGCUGGCUUGUGGAGGCUUCGAGGGCAGCAAAGACCUGAUGGCCCAGUUUGUCGGCCCGCGUGUCGAACAUCUUCCCGUCAUCGCACCAGGGUUGAAAUACAACACGGGAUUCGGCCUGAAGAUGGGCAUGGAAGUCGGUGCCCAAGUUGCGGGAUCCAUGAACGGCCUCCAUUGUGAGAUGGUCGACUCUCGAACCACCAAGCCCGAUGCUGUCAUCUGGGGCCACAAUUUUGGUAUCGUGGUCAACAGAGACUGCAAACGCUUCUAUGACGAGGGCAAAGACUCACUCUUUGCCACCUUUGAGAUGAUUGCUCUGGAGGUUUGGAGAGACCAAGACCAAGAGGCCUAUUUGUACGUGUUCUUCUUCUUCCUCUUGAGCUGGUCCAGGGUUCUGUAUCCGUUGGCUAAUCCGGACCUUAGUAUCACCGACAAGCCCAUCAUGGACCGUUUUCGACCAGGCUGGGUAUUCGAGACCACCGACCUGGAACCUGAAUCGAGCGACACGAUUGAGGGACUGGCCGAGAAACUCGGAAUCAAUCCCAAAGCACUCAAGAAGACCGUGGACGAGUUCAACGCGGCAAUCAACGAUGCGCCUCUGGAUCUGCUCAAGCACGACGGAAAGUCGACGCGAGGCUUGACGCCCGAAAAGUCCAACUGGGCCGCUCCCAUCAAAGUCGCUCCCUUUUACGGCUUCCCCCUUAAAGCCAACGUCACCUUCACCUUUGGCGGGCUCAAGACCGACCUCGACAGCCGCGUCAUCUCCAUCACCGGCGCCCCGAUUCCCAACCUGUACUGCACGGGCGAACUCUCUGGAGUCUUCUACAACGAAUAUCCCGGGGCGGUGUCUGUCUUGCGGUCGCUUACCUUUGGCCGUCUCGCGGGCCAAAAAUUUGCCCAGGAUCUCUAG
This is a messenger RNA of Fonsecaea monophora, 1560 nucleotides long. RefSeq lists its product as hypothetical. The transcript is spliced from 18 exons. The record is from RefSeq and is a predicted model, not a curated record. NCBI's taxonomy places the organism in Eukaryota, Fungi, Ascomycota, Eurotiomycetes, Chaetothyriales, Herpotrichiellaceae. The coding region runs from base 1 to 1560 and encodes 519 amino acids.